AUGUCUAGCAUAGACAACCUUCCCAACGGAAUCAUAUGCACACCGGAGCAAUAUGCGAUCUCCACCAGCUUGUCGUCAAUCCACACUACUUUGCACUGUUUAACGCGAGGGGAGAGCAUCGGACUCACGAUUGUCUCUCAGGCGGGCAUCAUUUCGUUGGUCGCAGUUGUAUAUGUAUGGACAAUUAUCAUUUUUUCACUAUUUGCCGCCGAUGUUCUGCAAGCCAUUGGUGCCGUUAUGGACGUGAAGUGGGUGCACGAUGGCAGGGUGCAGAUUGGCCGUUUCUGUGAUGCGCAAGGAAUCGUGCAGCAACUUGGGGAAACAGGGGUUGCUAUUGCAACACUCACAAUUGCGGCAUAUACCUUUGUCGGAGUAUGGCUCGGGAAAGGUGUACGGUCAUUGAGGGUGGCCACAGUAGUUGUAUCGACUACCUGGCUUUUUGUGGUUCUGAUAGUUAUUCUUGGGAAUACAGUUAAUCGAGGAGCAGGAAAAUCCAGAUUUCAGGCCCCGACACCGUAUUGGUGUUGGAUCAGCAAGGACUACCUACAGCUUCGAAUAUGGGGCGAAUAUUUCUGGUUUUGGGUCACUCUUCUUUUUUCGAUUGUAGUCUAUGUCCCGUUAUACUUGUGGAGUCGCGGCAACAUUACAUUCGACGAUCACUCUUGGUGGAAGCUUCAUUGGCAUCGCGCAGAUGAAAAUACAGAUCCCGCGCUCACGGGUAUACGACGACGAUCUUUGAUUAUGCUCCUGUAUCCUUUGGUAUACUGCAUGCUAAUACUUCCCCUAAGCGUUGUGCGUUGGAUCGGAUUUGUUCAAGAGCGAGGCGGAGGAGAGAAUAAGAUUUCAGCUACGGCUACACUAGCUGUAACUGCUAUCUAUGGCCUCAGCGGCGCGUCCAACGUAGUUUUGCUGCUCACAACACGACCGGAGUCUGUCCUCUUUGGGAAACAUCCGUAUGUGUCGGUUAUGAGGGCACCGUCACCUGUGCUUUCGACGAAUCAUGAUGAAAGGUCAGAGUCUGGGUAUGAAUCAGGUCGACAGAGAGCUAGCAAGGAUAGAAGUAGGGAAGCAGGGGAAGAGGAGGUAGAGGAAGUCGAGCUUGGCAGAUUGCCUUCGAGGUAA
Psilocybe cubensis is the source of this 1122-nucleotide messenger RNA. RefSeq lists its product as uncharacterized. The transcript has 7 exons. Bases 1 to 1122 code for a protein of 373 amino acids. Gene Ontology annotation, biological process: adenylate cyclase-activating G protein-coupled receptor signaling pathway. NCBI's taxonomy places the organism in Eukaryota, Fungi, Basidiomycota, Agaricomycetes, Agaricales, Agrocybaceae. The record is from RefSeq and is a predicted model, not a curated record. Gene Ontology annotation, molecular function: G protein-coupled receptor activity. Gene Ontology annotation, cellular component: plasma membrane.